AUGUCAUUAACUGGUGAGGACCCGCUGCAGCAGAACCCCAUGAUGGGGCCGGGCUCGGCGACUGCCGAUCAGACGAGCAUUGUGUCUGGUGGCAAGCACGGCGGCAAGGCGACAGCAGCACGCGGCAAGGGAAAGGGCAAGGGCAAGGGUAAGCGUGGUGGCAAGACGGGUGGCAAGGCAGGAAAGCGUGACAAGAUGUCCCGCGCCGCCCGCGCGGAUCUCAACUUCCCCGUCGGUCGCAUCCACUCGCGCCUGAAGGAUGGGCUGAACCGCAAGCAGCGCUGCGGCGCCUCCGCCGCCAUUUACUGCGCCGCGCUGCUCGAGUACCUCACGUCGGAGGUCAUUGAGCUGGCGGGCGCGGCGGCGAAGACGCAGAAGACGGAGCGCAUCAAGCCGCGCCACCUGCUGCUGGCCAUCCGCGGUGACGAGGAGCUCAACCAGAUAGUGAACGCCACCAUCGCCCGUGGCGGCGUCGUGCCGUUCGUCCACAAGAGCCUCGAGAAGAAAAUCAUCAAGAAGUCCAAGCGGGCAUCGUGA
This is a messenger RNA of Trypanosoma grayi, 537 nucleotides long. Its product is annotated as histone H2A. Bases 1 to 537 code for a protein of 178 amino acids. Gene Ontology annotation, molecular function: structural constituent of chromatin; protein heterodimerization activity; DNA binding. Gene Ontology annotation, cellular component: nucleosome. NCBI's taxonomy places the organism in Eukaryota, Euglenozoa, Kinetoplastea, Trypanosomatida, Trypanosomatidae. The record is from RefSeq and is a predicted model, not a curated record. The transcript has a single exon.